Messenger RNA from Ruditapes philippinarum (Manila clam), 3797 nucleotides. RefSeq lists its product as uncharacterized. The record is from RefSeq and is a predicted model, not a curated record. NCBI's taxonomy places the organism in Eukaryota, Metazoa, Mollusca, Bivalvia, Venerida, Veneridae. The coding region runs from base 807 to 1496 and encodes 229 amino acids. The transcript has 2 exons.
CAAGUAAUAACGUUCAGUUGUACAUUGAAAGAUUUGGUGUUUGUUUGAAAUCAAAAUACUGCAAUACAAGCUAAUGUGUGUAUAUACUAUAAAGAUAUGUACAAUAUCUUUUUUUUUCUAAAGUAAUUAGGGGUAAAAUAACCAUCAAUCAUACAGUAUAUUUCAAUAACUGGACUAUUUAACAAAGUUCGUGCAUAAAUGAUAAAUAUCGAAGUAGUUGCACUUUAACUAUAUUCAAACAGACUGUAUAAACACUUGUUUCAUAAAAGACUGUAUUCAAUGUAUGAAUAUUUCACUCAGUUCAAUUGAAUACCAAUAUAUACCCACUCGAUCGUGUUAAAGAUCGAUAGUCUAUAGAUAUGUAUUUUAAAAUGAGCUUUUGAUAAAAAUGUGAUUUGUUUACAUUGUAUUUCAGUUUGUAAAAUCAUGAGAUAAGAGUUAAAAGUUAUAUUGAUAUACAUUUAUCAAAUUGAGAUUGUUUGAAUGCAUCUGUGUCUGUUUGAACUUGUUUUUGUAAGCUAUAUCAAAUACAUAUAAAUCAUUUAUUCAUGUUCAUGGACUAUUAUCAGAUUUUGACAAUAAGAGAAGUAUAGGGUUCAAAAAGUUAUUACAGUAGUCAUAGAAGUAUAUUUGCUUGGGUCUGAAGUCCCUAACAAAUAAAAACCAAUCAUCACAGUAGUUAAGCGUAAACUAACUACAAAGGAUAUAACAGCGAGAAGGACAAAUUGUUUUAAAUCAAAUCGAAGUUUUCGACUGUUUAGUUGGUUAGUAAAUUUUCUGUUGGAAUAACUAUAAUAUCAGUUACAAUGGCAGGAUAUGGAGAUGAUUUUCUCUAUCGUCUGCUGAGAGACGACGAAUUUCCUUUGACUGAUGGUAUCAUGGCGAAACGUCCAUCCCGUGAUAAAGAGCCUUCUUAUCAUAUAAGGCAAUGUUCCAGCGAAUAUAAAGCUUGUCACUGGAUUUCUACUUGUGCCACAAUGGAGGGAUUAAAGAAAAUGAAAGAAUUAAAGAGAAGAAAAUUAAAAGAUGAUGAAGGGGACAAUGAUACAUGUCUCAAAUAUGUUGUCAUCGAUCGGAGCGAGCUCGAAACGUAUGCUGAAAAAUGCGAGGAGGCCUAUAACGACCCAUUGUUUGAAGUGUUUCAAGAUCAGAUUGUUCGUACCGUACCAUUCAGAGAAAAAACGGGAAGAAUUCUAGAUUUCACUUAUUCGAAUGUAAUGGACGAAUAUCUUCCUAAAAAAGACCAGAGUGACAAAAAAUAUCAAAUUCAAAGAAAUUAUGCUGCGAAAUAUGAAGAAGUUCUUGUUGAAAGAUUUAUUCCUCCACAUUGUUGUAUUAAAGUAAUACAUGGAGAGAAUUCGUGUGAUAAUCCCUUUUAUUUGAAUGACGGAACCGGGGAAAAAGAAUUGUUUCUGUUUCAUGAAUGGAAUGCUAAAUGUCAAACGGAAAUAUCCUCAGUUACUUCACUAAUGCGUGAUACACACAUCGGUGAAUAAACAGCACCGGUUCCAUCUUCAGGAAAUCCGUUCUAAUGUCAAACAAUGCAGAUGCCUUGUAUGCCACCAAAUCCAUAUACUUCGCCAACAAAUCCUUAAUGAUCGUUUUCUUAUUUAAAAACCCAAUUUAAAUCAAAUUGAAGCAGUGCAAAGCGUUUAAUCCUCUUUUCCCGGUACCAUAGUUUCAAUCUAAAAAACGUAUUUUGUUCAAACAUCAGAACCGCGGUUUUGAAGCGAUGCAGAAUUAAAUUAUAAAUGUGCCGAUGUUCAUCGUCUACUUUAAAUACAGAUUCCAAAAAAUGUUGAGGCAGCUUCACAAAUCACUGGAUGCACAGCUCAGGUUCUUCAUACGGGAUCUCCAUAUAUGCAGACGAACACUUUCUGUAUAGGACAAACAUGGGCUCGUUCCCGCCGUUCCAUUCUUUAUUGUUUUAUUUAGAUCGCUAAUACAUGUGUAAAACAUAAACAAAUAAAAUGGUACUAAAGGCGAUAUAAAGCAUUCAGUUGUACAUUGAAAUCUUUUGUGUUUUGUUUGAAAUCAAAAUACUACAAUACAAGCUAAUGUGUGACACAGUGUAUAUACUAUAAAAACUGGAACAAUAUCAUUUAAUUUGUUCAAGUAUAUGGGAAAAAACACCAUUCAUAUAUUUCAACAACUUGACUUUUUGACAAAAUUCAUACAUCUAUGAUUAAUGUUGAAGUGGUUGGACAUUAACUGUAUUUAAGCAGACUUACAUUAAACAAUAAACAAACUGUACUCGUUUCGUUCAAUGUAAAAUAAAUCUGAUUAAAUUUAUGUUGAUUAAAUUGUAUAUCAGUUGGCAAAUAGCAUUAUCAUGAAAUAAUAGUUAAAAGUUAAAUUGUUAUACAUUUAUUUAUCAAAUUUAGAUUGUUUGAAUGCAUCUGUGUUUGUUUGAACUUGUGUUUGUAAGCUAUAUCAAAUACAAAUAAAUCUUUGAUUAAUUUGUCUCGUAUCUUCUUUUUUGUUGCAAGACAAUCAAUAAUUUCUGUUAUGAGUUCGUCAGUUAGGUCAAAAUUUAUGUAAAUCAACGAAUUGAGGCCAGAGAAACCCGAAUUAAUUCAGAAAAUACAUUAUAAAGAAUAUUUUUGUAUUGUUACGUUAAUAAUUGAUUUAGAUUCUUGCACUAACUAUUGGGAUGAAAUGGUAGAUUUUCCUGUUACAUUAUGCCUGUGUUAAUAUUUGUGAAAGGAUUAAAUCUUAUAUUUGUGUUUAAACUUCGAAUGUUCAAUGAAACUAUUCAUUAUCAUCAUGUUGUGCGACAGUCAUGUAACAUGUCCAUCAUGUUAUCUUACCACCAUCAUGUUUAAUUACCACCAUGUUACAUUUUCAUCCAUAAUUGCUUUGUUAGAAAAUGGUAAUUUUCCAGUGGCGUGGGUAAAGACACCUAAUUUUAAUGCAUACAUCGAGGUUAGAAUGUCUGCAGUGAACAGAACUACAUUUGAUUAUUUUGUUUUAGAUUAAAACAGUCAUGGGUUUAUGCAAAACAAUGUUUUAUUGAUUUCUUGAUAAAAUGACAGUUACAAUUAAUCAUUUCUAUUUCCCAAAGAAAAAGUAAAGAAGAAAAUAAAAAGAACUGUUUGCUAUUUAUUAGUUUAAACAUAUUUUAUUGCAUCAAAUACAUGUCAAAUAUUAUACAAAUGAUGAGUACAUAACAAAAUGCAAAUGUGUUGGAUAACAAGUUCUAGCAACAUUAGAUUACGCCCAUCCCAGUUAAGCCCUUCCCAAAAGUUAUUUAUUCUUAAUUAUAAAAGGACACCAUUUUUAAUUAAAUAAAACAAGAAAUAUCUUUUAAAUAGAUCCUCGGACAAGAUAAAACAGGUUUUGCUUGCAUAGGUUAUUUCGGAGUUUUGUCAUAGCAUUUAGCGAUUAAAUCUGGGAAACACUGCUAUGUGUUCCUAAAUAAAACUUCCAUGUUUGAUAAGUGUAUCUCACAUUGAAGUAUUCAGGUAUGCAUUAAUAUCAUGUUCUGUUUAAUUGAUGUGCAAAAAUAUAUGGGAAUCAUUUUAUGUAUAUGAAUUAAACUCAUAAGUAUAAUCAUAUACAUUUGUGUAAUAUUAAAAACGGUGAACAUAAUCUAGUUAGAGUUUUUCCAGUUUUAUAUGUUGGUGCCUUCCGGUAAUUUCUUGUACAUGGGUUUCCGGGACUGUGUGCAAUACUGGUGCCUUCCGGUAAUUUCUUGUACAUGCGUUUCCGGGACUGUGGACAAUACUGGGCCUUCCGAUAAUUUCUUGUACAUGGGUUUCAGGGACUGUAGACAAUACUCAGUCUGGUAGUCUUGU